Molecule: messenger RNA, 3294 nt
Organism: Antrostomus carolinensis (chuck-will's-widow)
Lineage: Eukaryota; Metazoa; Chordata; Aves; Caprimulgiformes; Caprimulgidae
Product: zinc finger protein 43
Exons: 3
Coding region: 1-3294 (1097 amino acids)
Source: RefSeq, a predicted model, not a curated record
AUGGCUUCAGAGCCCGACGUCUUCGAAAUCGUUCUCCCCAUCACUGUCCUUGUGCUGAGCGAUGAUGAUUUUCUCCAGGAUGAGGCUGAGGAGGAAGCAGCCUCAGUUCCCCAGCUGAAGGAGGAGGAUGAGCAGGGGGGUGACUUAAACAACAGUGAUUUCCUAAAAAGCAGCGUUGCACCGUCAGAUGUUGGUAAUAAUCCGGGCAUUUGGGAAGAAAACAAGACUGCUUCACAUGAGGAUAAUAGUACGAAAUACCCUGAAGAAGAAUGUGUUGCUGAGAGUGGGUGUGACAGAGCAAAAUCAUCUUUAAGUGACUGGUGUGAUGCAAACACAGAUAAAUACAGUCAAAAUUGUGUGUUGCCUACAUCGUCUUGCGCAACAGAGCUUACAGAGAUAAACGAAACCAGUGACAGCAAAGAAUGUGAUGGUGGUGAUGGCUUUCAGAAGAUUCCUCCUCUCCUCUCCUCUGCUGAUGCAGCUGACAUCAUCAAGACAAGCACGCAGUUGACAUUGGCAGUGAUACCCAAAAAUGAAGAGGAAGUUGUCAACAUUGCAAGUGUUCUUUCUGAUGGCACUCAAGAGAAACAACCAGAAAUCCACAAGGAGAUGGAGGCAGUUGUUGCAGUGGAAGAUCCUGAUUCUUCAAAGAAUGGAGACAAUGAAGCUAGUAACAGAAGAAGAAAGAGAAGCAAAUUUGAAGGUGAAACUCUGAGUUCUCUUUUGGAACAUGGCUUGAAAGAAGAACUAGAAUUUACUGACAAUUGUUCUGCUCCAUUUCUUAAUGGAUGUUCUUCUACUUCAGAAGAAUUGCUAAAAGAUGUAGGGAAGCUGGAGAUGAAUGCUUCCACUUCUGCUGAAUCAGAUACUACUGGAGAGCAUAUUUAUAAGACAUUAACAUCAUUUCCUAAAAAACGAUAUCAGCAACAAAAAGUUGUUUCUUCUCAUGCAAGCCCAGAAGAAUUGCAAAGCCAGCAAGAAGGUUUAGCAUGGCUCAGUAACAGUGUGACGAUCAAACCUCUUUCUAAAGCACCUUGUUCUAUAAAUAAGCAUGAAAGAUUGAAUUUGAAGUGCAGGUUUUGUAGUUCUGUGUAUAAAUGCAAUGCCCAUCUAAAGAAACAUGUUUAUUCAGCUCAUAAAGAUAAGAAAAUCCAUAAAUGCUGCUUUUGUAAAAGAACCUUUUUCUUUUCUGUCAACCUUAAAAAUCACCUUAAAUUUCAUAAAAAAAUGACUAAGUUGCAAAAGGCAAGAAAAAACAGAAUAAAUGCGAGAAAAGUUAGGCAGAGGAGAUCUAAGAAAAGAAAAUCUGAGACCAAGAAAAAAGCAAGUAAAUAUGAUAAAUUUUUCAUCAAAAUUGAAAGGGACUUUACACCUCUGGAUGUGCCAGUGAGUUUUUCCUGCAAAAUUUGUUUCUUUGCUUCAUCAAAUCCUAAGAUUUUUAUUCAUCACAUGAAGGGACAUAAAGAGAGACCACCUUAUCAGUGUCCUCAAUGUGAUUACUCCUGCGUUAGCUUAUCCUAUCUGUUAAAUCACAUGUACUGGCAUGCUGGGUAUAAGCUGUACCAGUGCAGGUUUUGCACCUUUUUUUCAUUGUAUUUUGCAAGCAUGGUAAGGCAUACGUACGUACACACAGGGGCUAAACCAUAUUCCUGUGAGUUCUGCCAGUCCUCCUUCACAAGCUCCACUGCCUUAAAGAGACACAGAAGAUUACAUGCAGGCAAAGAAACAUGCCAAGGGCAGCAACUCGACUUUGUAAAUGGCAGAGGGAGAAAUCAAAGACCUUUGAAGAAUUAUACGUGUGAUGAGUGUAACAUAGUGUUUUACACUACAGGACAUCUCAGCUUUCAUAAGAAAUUUCAUGAACAGUUGAAGGCUACUGCUAACGGUUAUACAAAUCAGAGCAACGAAUGUCAGAAAAGGAAAAUACGCAAAAUUGGCAGUGAUUCCCAGAACCCUGUUUCUCUGUCUUUUUCUGGUAAAGAAAAUGGUUGUCUCAAUGUGGGAAUGAUGACUUCAGAAGUAAACUUUGAGUGGGCAGGUGAUGUGCAGAGCAAUAAGAAAAUGUGCUUUCGAAAGAAAUUCCCUGAGAACGGCCAUGGAAGCAACAGCUUACCUGUUACUGAGAAUGGAUCAGAAGUUCCUCUGAAUUCAUACAAAACAGACACUGUCAUUUACAAAGGGGAACCUCUCUUCGACUCCAAGGCCUCUCACUCACAAGUAGAAGAUGAUGAUGCGCGUCAUAGAUUUGUGGAAAAAGUAAAGGACACGUGUCCUUCCAAUUUAUCUACAUCCAAAACGUACAAGUGCCAACACUGCAGUUAUGCUACUGUUGUUCAUAGCAACUUCAAGCUGCACCUGAAAAUACAUACAGAUGAAAGACCAUUUGUGUGUAAAGAAUGUAAUAAGACAUUUGAAACAUCAAACCAUUUGCAGAAACACAACCUUAUUCACGCACAGAAUGGAUACAAGUUUGGCCAUUGCCUCUGUGUAGACAGCAAUUUAGAGAAUCUUGAAUUGCAUCAUGAAAUGCAUGUAGGCUUGUGUCCAGAAAGAGAUUUUGAUUCCUCAGAAGGUUCAAACAGUGUCCAUUCCUUGCUUGGUUCGGAAGUCUGUGGAGUACAGCCAGAUGUCCAGAGGGACGAAGAAUAUGAUUUGUUAGCACAAAGUCAGCCACAAUUCUAUCAGUGUGCAGAGUGCGAGUACACUACUUAUCUUUUAAGCAACCUUAAAAUACAUGUAAGAAUUCACACAGGUGAGAAACCCUUUAGCUGCAGUGUUUGUCAGAAGAAGUUUCGUACUUCCAGUCACCUAAAAAGACACAGAAUCACACAUUUUAAUAUAUCACAUCUCAAGUGCAGGAAAUGUGAUUAUGCAACAAGCAAAUGGCUGUCCUUGAAACGGCAUCUGGCUUCACACUCUUGCGGGGAAAGCUCAUCUACUGACUUUCUUUACGAACAAAAGCAGAUACCUGUCAGAACGUACACGUGUGAGGAGUGUGGCUAUUUCACAACCCACAAUGGAAACCUGAAGCCUCACUUGAGAAUUCAUACAGGGGAGAAGCCGUUCAAGUGCAGUCAGUGCGCUGGUGCUUUCCGCACAUCCAGCCACCUGAAGCGUCACUUGCUGACUCAUUUAAAGUUGCGCUGCAGAAGGUGUAAGUUUUCCACAGUAGAUAAGCGUGCUUUCCAAAAGCAUGUGAAAACACACACCAAAAAGUACAAGUGUGGAAAGUGUAACGUGAUGCUGCCUACCAAAAAACUUUUGGAAAAGCAUAAGCGGCAACAUCAGCUUUGA